Molecule: messenger RNA, 1605 nt
Organism: Penicillium argentinense
Lineage: Eukaryota; Fungi; Ascomycota; Eurotiomycetes; Eurotiales; Aspergillaceae
Product: amidohydrolase
Exons: 1
Coding region: 1-1605 (534 amino acids)
Molecular function (GO): hydrolase activity, acting on carbon-nitrogen (but not peptide) bonds
Source: RefSeq, a predicted model, not a curated record
AUGGCUUCUGUCUUUCGCAACGGUCGCAUCUUUGCGCCCGCGCUAGCUCAGAAUGGCGGCGAGUUUGCCGAUGGCAUGAUUGUCAAAAAUGGCCAGAUUUCUCACGUUGGAUCUCUGGGCGGAAUCGAGAUUCCUAGCGAUGCCACAGUUGUGGACCUGGAAAAUCGUGUCGUGAUCCCGGGCUUUAUCGACGCCCAUGUACACAUUCUGCAGUACGGCCAUUCUUUGCGCAAAGUCAAUCUGAUUGAAUGCACGUCUCUCGAGCAAAUCCGAGACGCCAUCAAAUCAUAUGCCACGGCAAACCCAUCUUCGCCUCGAAUCUUGUGUCGAGGAUGGAUUCAGUCUUCUACCAAAGGCAUCGCUCUUGCAAGUAUGCUGGACGAUCUCGAUCCACGACCAAUUUUCAUUGACGCCUUUGAUCUGCACUCGAUGUGGUGCAACUCGGCUGCUCUGGACGAGAUGAAGGCUCACACUGCCCCGGACCUUCCGGGUGGUACUAUUCAUCGUGAUGAGAAUGGAAAAGCUUCUGGCCUUCUCGAUGAAUCUGCUUUGAUAAACCUCGCUUGGCCGUACGUGGAGAGCCUUUACUCCACCGAAGAUAAUCUCAAGGCCUUGGAUAUCGCCGUGUCUUCUUAUACUGCGGCUGGCUAUACCGGGGUUGUAGACAUGGCCAUGGAUGAAGAUACAUGGCAACUGCUCGAUAAAUAUCGCCGUUACAAGCCUGUCCCUUUCCAUAUUGCGGCCCACUGGCUUGUCCCAUUCUCAGAUGAUCAAAAAGCAAACUUCACAUAUGUGGACAGGGCAAUCGAGCUGAAGAAGCAGUAUACCGAUCCAAGCUUCACUGUUGUUGGAAUCAAGCUGAUUUGCGACGGCGUCGUUGACGGCUGCACCGCAGCCCUCAUGCAGCCAUAUACUGGCAAAUCCGAUCCAGUGGAGCCCAUCUGGCCAGCAGAUAUGUUGAAAGAAGUUGUACAGCGCGCCGACAACUCAGAGUUGCAGUGUGCGAUCCAUGCCAUCGGAGACAGGGCCAUAAACCAAGCAAUCAACGUCCUCUCGGAUGUCGGAACACCAGGCCGACGACACCGAAUCGAACAUCUCGAAUUAUCGACCUCAGAAGACGCAAAGCGUUUGGGUCAACUCGGUAUCACCGCCUCUGUUCAACCUGUUCAUUCUGACCCAUCCCUCUUCAAGGCAUGGCCAGGCCUGGUCGGUCCUGACCGGUGCAAGCGAGCUUUUGCAUACAAGGAGUUCCUAGACGGUGGCGCUCCUCUCGCAAUUGGAACGGACGCUCCCACUGCACGCCAUUUUCCCUUCCCCAACCUGUAUAAUGCCACCACAAGACGCUCCGCCCUUGAGCCCGAGACCACCAACACUGUGAACCCGCAUUUCGGUUUGAGCCUAGCAGAGGCUGCAACUGCUGCGACGACGGGGGCGGCGUAUGCGCGGUUCGCGGAUUCGUGGACGGGAAGUCUCAAGGCUGGGUUGAGUGCGGACUUCUUGGUGGUGGAUAUGCAGUGGAUGCCGGAAACGCUGCUCGAGGCGAGCGUAGCACAGACUUGGUUCCGGGGAAAGAAGGUGUAUGAUGUUAACUCUCGUUCUCAAUAG